GCCCCACCCACCCCCUGCUCAGUGCCCCGGAUGUAGGCUCGAUUGCUGUUGGUGCUGGUGCGCACGCGCGGUUUGUGUGAGGGAUCUUGUUGUCCGCGGCCUGGGCCGCCGGAAGCAACGGAGGUUUCUUCACUUCGAAUUCGAUGAGAAGGUGAAGAAUCCGCACACUCCUUUGUGAGCUUGUGUAUCUGCUAGGGGGUUACACGUAGGCAUUGCCCUUUGAAGCGUUGAGGGUUGAACAAAAGCCUGGCAUCGUAGCAUCUGCGCCCAUUACGUCCCUCCUUGAGUAGCAAGCUGGAUCCCACCGACAAUAUGUCCAUCACAAACACCCCCACAAGUAACGAUGCUUGCUUGAGCAUCGUGCACAGUCUCAUGUGCCAUCGGCAAGGAGGGGAGAGCGAGACUUUUGCUAAGCGGGCCAUUGAGAGCCUGGUCAAAAAGCUGAAGGAGAAGAAGGAUGAACUGGAUUCACUGAUAACGGCCAUAACCACCAAUGGUGCGCACCCCAGUAAAUGUGUCACUAUUCAGAGGACGUUAGAUGGCCGGCUGCAGGUUGCCGGUAGAAAAGGCUUCCCCCAUGUCAUCUAUGCUCGCCUUUGGAGGUGGCCAGACCUUCACAAGAAUGAACUGAAGCAUGUGAAGUACUGUCAGUAUGCUUUUGAUCUAAAAUGUGACAGUGUUUGUGUCAAUCCUUACCACUACGAACGAGUUGUAUCCCCUGGAAUAGAUCUUUCAGGACUGACGCUGCAGAGUUCUGCCCCAUCCGGCUUGUUGGUGAAGGAUGAAUAUGGCCACGACUAUGCGGAAGGGCAGCAGUCAAUUUCUGCAGGAGAUGGACUUUCAAUUCAGACCAUCCAGCACCCACCAAGCAGCAGGUCCUCCACUGAAACUUAUAGCAACCCAGCCCUGUUGGUACCGAGUGAACCCAGCACACCCAAUCCCACCAGUUUCUCCAGCAUUCCUGUCCCAUCAACAAGUCAACCAGCAAGUUUACUGGCAGCAACUCACAACGAUGGGCUGCUCUCCAUCGCUCCUGUGCCUCCCCAAGGGACACAAAAUGGCUUCAGUGCUCAGCCAGCAACAUAUCAUCAUAACAGUACUACAACCUGGACUGGAAGUAGAACAGCAGCUUACACACCUAAUAUGUCUCACCAUCCGAACGGACAUCUUCAGCAUCACCCACCCAUGCCCCAUCCUGGACAUUACUGGCCUGUCCAUAAUGAGCUUGCAUUUCAGCCACCAAUCUCAAAUCACCCGGCUCCUGAUUAUUGGUGCUCCAUUGCCUACUUUGAAAUGGAUGUUCAAGUGGGAGAGACCUUUAAAGUUCCCUCAAGCUGUCCCAUCGUCACUGUUGAUGGAUAUGUGGACCCAUCUGGGGGUGAUCGGUUUUGCUUAGGCCAGCUUUCCAAUGUUCACAGAACAGAAGCCAUCGAGAGGGCAAGGUUACAUAUAGGAAAAGGUGUGCAGCUGGAAUGUAAAGGAGAAGGGGAUGUCUGGGUUCGCUGUCUCAGUGAUCAUGCAGUGUUUGUCCAGAGCUAUUACUUGGACAGAGAAGCUGGAAGGGCACCAGGGGAUGCCGUGCACAAAAUUUAUCCCAGCGCAUAUAUUAAGGUGUUUGAUUUACGCCAGUGUCACCGACAGAUGCAGCAACAAGCCGCAACCGCACAAGCAGCAGCCGCAGCUCAAGCAGCCGCAGUGGCAGGCAACAUCCCAGGACCAGGCUCCGUGGGGGGAAUAGCCCCGGCUAUCAGUCUAUCAGCGGCAGCAGGAAUCGGCGUGGAUGAUUUGCGUAGACUCUGUAUCUUGAGGAUGAGUUUCGUUAAAGGUUGGGGUCCCGAUUACCCGCGGCAGAGCAUUAAGGAGACCCCCUGCUGGAUCGAAAUCCACUUGCACCGCGCUCUGCAGCUGUUGGACGAAGUCCUCCACACUAUGCCUAUUGCUGAUCCUCAGCCUCUGGACUGACCAAUCACAGCCAGGCACCAUCGCUAAUGUAACCAGUACAUUAAUAGGAUGGGAGACUGUCAUAUGACCUUUGUAACCAUAAAUAUAUAUAAAUAUAUAUAUAAUAUACAUAUCUACUUACUCGCUCCAACCCAGGGUAAAGUCAAUACAAUUGUAUUAUUUCCUCUUUGUAUUAUGAGUAGCGAUUCUCCUGUUUACACGACUACCCCCGCACCUUUACAUGAUUCUAUGUAUUACAGGACAUACGGACUUUGGGAACGUGUAAAGAUUCAUUUAAGCAAUGGCCAGGUCUCCAGAGCCACCAACUUAAAUCUAUUGGCUGCCCAGUCUGCUUACAAGAAAUCUCAUUGGCUGCAGCCUUUACGGUUGACUUGUCUGGAUAUUUAAAUAUCCAUCUGUCAGUAAAUACAUUGCAAAGACUUUAGGCCAUUAAAAACGAAAACAAGAGAAUAGAAAAGUGACAAAAUGAAAGGUGAUAGGCAGGGACGGGCGAAUCUGCCCUGUUUCGUUUCGACAAAUUUGCUGCCGAUGAAAUAUCGCGACACCCAUUAGUCUAUGGGCGUCAAAAAUUUUUUGGACAUGCUGCAAAUUUUUUUUUGACACACCAUUAUUUUUUUUGACGCACAACGCCUUACAAGUCUAUGGGCGUCAUCUAAACAAGGCGAAAAAAUUCGCCCAUCCCCAGUGGUCUUGCCAAGCUGCGUCCUACUAAUAUGGCUCCUUGUUUAGGAAAGGCUAAAAGUAAGUAAGCUUUAUCAGAAAGGUCUAUAUAAAUACACCAGUAAACCCUCAAAGUAAUGCUGCUCUGAGUCCUCUGUCAAAAGAAACUAGUGAUGCACAAAUCCACCAUUUGGGAUUGCAUAUGCAAUUCGGUUCAGUAUUCGGCCGAAUAUUUCACAGAGGAUUCGGCCGAAUACGGAACCGAAUUGCAUAUGCAAAUUAGGGGCAGGAAAGGAAAAAGUGGAAAAAUGUCUUUUGUGACGAAAAGUCGCAUUAUUUCCCUACCCACCCCUAAUUUGCUCAUGCAAAUAAGGAUUCAGUUUGUCUGAAUCCGAAUCCUGCUGAAGAAGGCCAAACUGAAUCCUGGAUUCGGUGCAUCCCUUAAAUAAACACAUUUCUUUCCUUCUAUUGUGUACUCAUGGGCUUCUGUAUAAGACUUCCUGUUUUCAUCUAAACCUCCAAGGCUUGGGCUUGAGCAUGCUCAGUUUGCUCCUCUCAGGCAGGAAGUGAUGUCACACCAAGCUAAUAUGGCAGCUGCUAUCCUAAACAAACAGAAAACUUCAAGAGCUGUUUACUGAAGUACGGUAAAGCAUUUUGCAGAAUAAAUAGUGUUAUAGCUUGCACCAUUGUGGCUAAUCUAUUGGCAAUAAACUGUCUAUGUAGCUUUUCUUCUCCUUUAAAGGCAAAGUAAAACACUAACACUAUCAAUGCAAGUCAGAACCUUAUGUAACAAGUAACUAUUAUAAAAAACAUGGUUCCCAUUUCUAUAUAAAGCCCAUUCACCCUUGUCCCCCUUGUAGCGGUGACCCUUGAUAGUGUCUCUGGUUAAACAUUGGUGAAUAAUUGCCAGUAGCCUCCUCCCUCUUUAUUUAUAAGGCCUGGUUUCGUGCCGUACUACAUUGCUGUUACAUUUAGAAAGAGACCUGUUUGUUAAAAGGAAAGUUGAGCUUCACGAUAACCCCGAGUAACUUUUCAGCUGGCCUCCGUUUUUUAUCAUUUUUGCAGUUGUCUUCCCAUCCUGCCUUUUUGCUGCAGGAGCUUUCCUACUCCUCUUCCAGUCUCUCAUGCAAACCGCUGUCUUGUUGCUAAGGUUAAUUGCACCCCGGCAACCAGAUAGCUACUGAAACUAACGCUGCAGAGCAAAGCCUUAAAAAAGGCCAAUUGCAACUUGAUAUAAUUUAGAUACUCCUAAAAGGCAAAUACCCCCUUAAAGGCCUGUCUAUACCCCCUAAUCCUAAAGUACCUUGAUAGUGUCUCUUGUUUAAGUCCAAAAUGCUGAUUAAAGCCCUCCCCCAAUGUAUACGGCCUGUUUAUCCCAUGUGCUGUACUGCAUUACCACUUUCUUGAGAUCUGGUUGUUAAAGGGGAAGUUAAUCCUAUUCAUAGCCUCUUUUGAGUAUAUAUUUUUCUUUUUAAAUUAUUUGCCUCUUUCCAGUUUGCAAUUUCAAAUGCUGUUUGGGGGGGGGGGUCACUGACCCGAGCAUCCAAAAACCUACUGCUUUCUGAUACUACAGUUUCAUUUCUAUUCAGUCUUUUCUCUUCUAAUCAUCUUCUAGUCUGUUGUUCCACACCACUGUCUGGUUGCUUGGUUAAAUAGAACUACAUUAUGGCUUAAAUUGCAAAUUGAAGAGCAACUGGGAGAGAGAGAACACCAUAAGGAUUAAUUGGAAAUGGUCUCAGAAUAUCCCUAUCUGUGUCUUAAAUACAAGGUUAAUUCUACCGUCAACUUCCCCUUUAACCCAACUGAAAGUCAACCUUAAUUCCCCUCCCUGUGGGUUUUUUUUUCAUGUAUUUUCAGCUUCGUCAGUUACUGAACUCCGCCCCUUUUUGUAAAUUGCUGAAUGAAUUCUUUAUUGCUGCCAAUUGUAUAUAUUUUUUUUUUUAAGUUGCCAAUUUUGUCUUAAAUUCUUAAAAAAAAAAAAAGAGUCCCAUGUAUUUGUGUAAACUGUCACUUUUAAUGAAAUGCCUCGCUGGAGUCGUCCCUCUUGUAUUAAUGAAUGAUUCUAGUUAACGAGUUAAGCAGCCAAUGAAAAAGGGCCGCCCUCUUUCCGCAGGCAUGUGACCUUGUACAGACUGUAGCCCCUAUGGUUUUAGCCGGGCCCAGAGCCGCCAUCUUGUAUGUCAUGCUUUUUAUCUCCAUGUUAUUCCCAUUAAUAAAGUGCUGCCGAACCCGCAGGGAAUACUGCAACUUUUUUUAUUAUUAUAUCCCGCGACUGUUGUAGCAACUUGAUUUGUCGACAUGUAAAGUAGGAAGUGACUUGUGUUCUAACAAAUUGCUCAUUCUCAAUAAACGCUCAUUGGUUUGUUA
Molecule: messenger RNA, 4989 nt
Organism: Xenopus laevis (African clawed frog)
Lineage: Eukaryota; Metazoa; Chordata; Amphibia; Anura; Pipidae
Gene: smad4.L
Product: SMAD family member 4, gene 1 L homeolog
Exons: 13
Coding region: 313-1962 (549 amino acids)
Biological process (GO): anatomical structure morphogenesis; BMP signaling pathway; cell differentiation
Cellular component (GO): transcription regulator complex; cytoplasm; nucleus
Molecular function (GO): RNA polymerase II cis-regulatory region sequence-specific DNA binding; DNA-binding transcription factor activity, RNA polymerase II-specific; I-SMAD binding
Source: RefSeq, a predicted model, not a curated record